AUGAUCUCAAUUGAGAAAAGAUGGGUCUCUUUCAAUUACACCCUCCAAUGCGUACUUCCGAUCAAUUAUUUCGUAGAGAAGAUAUACGUCUUUCUGUGGUUCUGGUUUCUUCUUCUGGGUGCCUUUACCGCUUUCAGCACACUACAAUGGGCCUUCAAUACUUUAGUGCCGGUGAGACGAAUCGCCUAUAUCAAACAGUAUAUUCGAGCUAUUCGGCAGUUGUCCAACACCGAAGAGCGCGAUUGUACACGCUUCGUGAACAACAAUCUUGGUCCAGAUGGAGUUCUCAUUCUCCAAGUAGUAUCCCGAGCAUCCAGUGACCUCAUAGCCCUAGACGUCACAGCCACUCUCUGGAACAAUUACCGACAUGCAAAGAUUACCGGUACGGAAGAGGACUUUAGUCGGUUUAUUGAAAACGUGAACAGGGGAACAUCAGCUGUAUAG
Messenger RNA from Rodentolepis nana, 444 nucleotides. The record is from the annotation of a GenBank genome assembly. NCBI's taxonomy places the organism in Eukaryota, Metazoa, Platyhelminthes, Cestoda, Cyclophyllidea, Hymenolepididae.